Gongylonema pulchrum is the source of this 429-nucleotide messenger RNA. Lineage: Eukaryota; Metazoa; Nematoda; Chromadorea; Rhabditida; Gongylonematidae. The record is from the annotation of a GenBank genome assembly.
GAACGCAGCUGUGAGGAAACGGAAUUUCGUUGUUCUUCUGGUCGCUGCCUGCCAUUAAGCUGGAAAUGUGAUGGCCAGGUUGAUUGUAAGGGUGGCGAUGAUGAAAAAGAUUGCACAAUUGUUUGUGAGAAGGAUCAGUUUAUGUGCGCGGACAACUCUCGUUGCAUUGCAGAGAGUUGGGUUUGUGAUGGCGAGCGUGACUGUGAAGAUGGCACGGAUGAGGCUAAGUGUGGCGACGAUAUCAUGAUUGCUGCUGACUGUGAUAGCGAGCACUUCCGAUGCGCUGAUGGACGGUUAUGCCUGCCGCUAGCCGCAAAAUGUGAUGGUGUCAGGGACUGCCUCGACUACAGUGAUGAAUUUGGCUGCGCUGGUAACUCUAACACAUUCAGCUUAUAUCUCUUAACUUCAAGUAAAAUGAAAUGUUUAUGA